Messenger RNA from Daucus carota subsp. sativus, 4224 nucleotides. Its product is annotated as pleiotropic drug resistance protein 1. Gene Ontology annotation, molecular function: ABC-type transporter activity; ATP binding; ATP hydrolysis activity. Gene Ontology annotation, cellular component: membrane. Bases 1 to 4224 code for a protein of 1407 amino acids. The record is from RefSeq and is a predicted model, not a curated record. The transcript has 24 exons. Lineage: Eukaryota; Viridiplantae; Streptophyta; Magnoliopsida; Apiales; Apiaceae.
AUGGCAAGUAACAGUCUAAGACUCAGUAGUUCUUCAGUUUGGAGAAAUAGUGUAGAUGUUUUCUCACAGUCAUCAACAAGAGAUAGUUAUGAUGAUGAGGAAGCUCUCAAAUGGGCUACUCUGCAGAAACUGGCUACUUAUAAUCGUCUCAAGAAAGGCCUUCUCGUUAAGUCGAAUGGUUCUGGUGGAAAUAGUAUAGAUGAAGUUGACAUUCAGAAUCUUGGUGUUCAAGAGAAGAAGGAGCUCAUAGAAAGACUAAUGAGAGAUUCUGAAGGUGGUAAUGAGAAGUUCUUGCUCAAACUCCGGAAAAGGCUUGACAGGGUUGGGAUCGAUUUACCGAAAAUCGAAGUCAGAUUUGAGCAUUUGAAAGUUGAUGCAAAAGUUUAUGUAGGAAGCAGGGCUUUACCAAGUUUUCUGAAUUCUGUGUGGAAUAUGCUGGAGGGCUUCUUCAACUGCCUCCACAUACUACCAGAUAGAAAGAAGAAUUUGUCUAUACUUAGUGAUGUUAGUGGAAUAAUCAAGCCUGGCAGAAUGGCAUUGCUACUAGGCCCACCAAGUUCUGGCAAGACAACAUUGUUGUUGGCUUUGGCAGGAAGGCUUGAUUCUGAUCUGAAAGUUUCCGGGAGGGUGACUUACAAUGGUCAUGAAAUGCAUGAAUUUGUACCCAACAGGACAGCUGCAUAUAUCAGCCAAAAUGAUUGCCAUAUUGGAGAAUUGACUGUGAAAGAAACCUUGGCUUUCUCUGCUAGGUGCCAGGGAAUCGGAUUUCGUUAUGAGAUGUUGGCUGAACUGUCAAGAAGAGAGAAAGAGGCAAAUGUUAAGCCAGAUCCUGAUAUUGAUCUCUUUAUGAAGGCUGCUGCAACUGAAGGACAAGAGGCCAGCGUGGUCACAGAUUAUGUGCUGAAGCUUUUGGGAUUAGAUAUAUGUGCAAAUACAGUGGUUGGGAGUGACAUGAUGAGGGGUAUUUCUGGAGGGCAGAAGAAGCGGGUUACUACAGGUGAGAUGUUGGUUGGACCAUCAAAUGCUCUUUUUAUGGAUGAGAUAUCUACUGGUUUGGACAGUUCGACAACAUAUCAGAUUGUGAAUUCACUGGGUCACACAGUCCACAUUCUUGAAGGAACUGCAGUCAUCUCCCUUUUGCAGCCAGACCCUGAGACUUAUAAUCUAUUCGAUGAUAUUAUCCUCCUAUCUGAUGGCCAUAUAGUUUACCAAGGUCCUCGGGAACACGUGCUUGAGUUUUUUGAAUCUAUGGGUUUCAAGUGUCCAGACAGGAAAGGAGUCGCAGACUUCUUGCAGGAAGUAACAUCAAAACAAGACCAGGAAAAAUAUUGGCUGCACAGAGAUGAGCCUCACAGAUUUAUUCCAGCCCAAGAAUUUUCUAAAGCUUACCAAGCAUUCCAUGUGGGCCAAAGAAUGAGAGUCGAUCUUGGAACUCCAUUUGACAAGAGCAAAAGCCACCCAGCUGCUUUGACAACUAAUAAGUUUGGAGUUAAGAAGAUGGAACUCUUAAAGGCAUGCACCUCAAGAGAAAUCUUACUUAUGAAACGGAAUGCAUUUUUAUACAUCUUCAAAUCGAGCCAACUUUUCUUAAUGGCGUUGAUUGCAAUGACACUGUUCCUGAGAACUAAUAUGCACAAAGAAUCAGUAAAAGACGGAGGCAUAUACAUGGGUGCUUUGUUUUUUACAGUUACAUGCAUAAUGUUUAAUGGAAUGCCCGAAAUGGCUAUAACAAUGGGAAGGCUCCCCGUGUUUUACAAACAUAGGGACCUUCAAUUCUAUCCCCCAUGGUCAUAUUCCCUGCCUGCAUGGAUCAUCAAGAUCCCUAUUUCAGUUAUUGAAGCUUUUGUUUGGAUAGUCCUCACCUAUUAUGUUAUCGGAUUGGAUCCAAAUGUUGGAAGGUUGUUUAAACAGUACCUACUGUUAGUACUACUCAACCAGAUGGGUACUGCAUUAUAUAGGUGCAUUGCAGCAAUCGGUAGGACUUUGGUUGUUGCAAACAAGUGUGGUUCAUUUGCACUGCUUAUUCUUUUUGCGCUUGGAGGCUUUGUCUUAUCACGAGAUAAUGUACAUGUUUGGUGGAUAUGGGGGUACUGGCUUUCGCCAAUGAUGUAUGGGAUGAAUGCAAUUGCAGUGAAUGAAUUUCUUGGCCAUCAAUGGAAUCAGCCACUAGGAAUCAUGAUUUUGAAAUCACGAGGGUUCUUCCCAUAUGCUUAUUGGUAUUGGAUAGGAGUUGGGGCACUGCUUGGAUUUACAUUACUUUUCAAUUUCUGCUUCACAUUGGCUCUCAGUUUUCUUGACCCUAUUGGGAAGCCUCAAGCUGGCCGUUCACAUGCGGAUAAAGGUGAUCAAAUUAGAAGAAACUCACAUGGUGAGGCUAAUCAUAACAGGAGAAAGGGAAUGGUUCUCCCUUUUGAACCACACUCAAUAACAUUUGAUGACAUUACGUACUCUGUUGACAUGCCUCAGCAAUUGAAAGAACAAGGCAUACCUGAGAAUAAGUUGAUGCUCCUGAAAGGUGUGAGUGGGGCUUUCAGGCCAGGUGUUCUCACUGCUUUAAUGGGUGUCAGUGGUGCUGGAAAAACAACUUUGAUGGAUGUACUGGCUGGUAGAAAAACAGGUGGAUAUAUUGAAGGUCAUAUUACAAUCUCCGGAUAUCCAAAAAAACAAGAAACUUUUGCCCGGAUAUCUGGAUACUGUGAACAGAAUGACAUUCAUUCACCUCAUGUCACUGUCUAUGAGUCCUUGCUCUACUCAGCAUGGCUGCGCCUGCCUUCAGAUGUUAAUUCUGAGCGUAAAAAGAUGUUUGUUGAUGAGGUCAUGGAACUUGUUGAACUAAAAUCAUUGAGGGAUGCACUUGUUGGCCUGCCAGGUGUAAGUGGGCUAUCAACUGAGCAGCGGAAGAGACUAACUAUUGCGGUUGAGCUAGUGGCGAACCCAUCAAUAAUAUUUAUGGAUGAGCCUACAUCAGGACUGGAUGCAAGGGCGGCUGCUAUUGUUAUGAGAACAGUGAGAAACACCGUUGACACAGGAAGAACCGUCGUUUGCACCAUCCAUCAACCAAGCAUAGACAUAUUUGAAGCUUUCGAUGAGUUAUUACUUAUGAAACAAGGAGGACUGGAGCUGUAUGUUGGACCAGUGGGACGCCAUUCCUGCGAGCUAAUCAAAUAUUUUGAGGAAAUAGAAGGGAUAAAUAAAAUUAGGGAGGGAUAUAAUCCAGCCACUUGGGCCUUGGAAGUUACAAGUUCAAAUCAAGAACUGAUUCUUGGAGUUGAUUUUACUGAAGUUUAUAGGAAUUCAGAUCUGUACAGAAGAAACAAGGCUCUAAUAAAAGAAUUAAGUACCCCUCAGCCGGGAUCAAGGGAUCUGUCGUUCCGUACUCAGUACUCUCAGUCAUUCCUCAUCCAGUUUUUGACAUGCCUAUGGAAACAGAGGGCAUCAUACUGGCGAAAUCCUCCCUACACUGCAGCCAGAUUCUUCUUUACUACAUCUAUCGCGUUGUUGUUUGGGACAAUGUUCUGGGAUCUUGGCAACAAGAGGAGGGUUCGACAGGAUCUGUUCAAUUCUAUGGGAUGUAUGUAUAGUGCAGUAACCUUUAUUGGGAUCCAAAAUGCUUCAUCUGUGCAGCCCGUGGUGGCUGUCGAAAAAACAGUAUUUUACAGAGAGAGAGCUGCUGGAAUGUACUCUUCCAUGGCUUAUGCAUUAGCUCAGGUGCUGGUAGAAAUACCAUACAUUUUUGUGCAAACUGUGGUGUAUGGUGUUAUUGUUUACUCGAUGAUCGGAUUUGAGUGGACUGCGGCAAAAUUCUUCUGGUACAUAUUCUUCAUGUUUGUGACAUUAUUGUACUACACCUUCUUUGGCAUGAUGACUGUGGCUGUGGCUCCCAACCCAAGCAUCGCUUCUAUUGUAUCUGGGUUGUUUUUCGGAUUAUGGAACUUGUUUGCUGGAUUUAUUGUCCCUAGAACUAGGAUACCGAUAUGGUGGAGAUGGUACUACUGGGCAAAUCCUGUUGCAUGGACAUUGUAUGGGCUCUUGGCUUCUCAGUAUGGAGAUGUGAAGGAUGUGCUGGAGGAUGAACAUGUUAGUGUCGCGGAAUUCUUGCAGACGUACUUUGGAUAUGAGCAUGACUUUAUCGGAGUUUCUGCAGCUGUUGUUUCUGGUUUUACACUUUUAUUUGCUUUCGUUUUCGCCUUGUCAACUAGAGUGCUCAACUUUCAGAACAGAUAG